AGUUUUUCCGAAUUAAACGCCCAAUUAAAAAGGUCCGCGCAUGGCAACGGAUUUUUUUACAUAUUUUCCGUGGUGCGAUUAACUCAGAAUGAAACUGUCAGAUUUUUGUUCAAAAGUUGACAGCAUUUGUUUCCUACGGGCGCGGUGUGGUCGGUUCGCAAUCAGCGACGCGCGCGAAAAAUGAGAGGUUGGCAAAAUUGUCGUGGAGGGAAAGUGCGUCGAGAAGAGACUAGGGGAAUCCUUAGUUCUCUCUUUUCGUGCACCAUGGUGAACUUGGAGGACGCCGAUUACGAGCUAAUGGAUUUUGAGGAUGAAUUGCUGACUUUGGCCCAAAACCGCGCCGCUGGGCUUUCGCCGCCACUGACAGCACCAGCAGCAGCAGCAAAAAAAAGACCACUACCACCACUGCCAUCAGGACGGAGAACAGCAGCAGCAGCACAGCAGCAACGCGGUCUGUCAGGGGAAAGCGGAAAUUGUCUUCAGGACGAUCCUGUUUCAUUUUAGUCUAGAGAGAAUUAGACCAGGUAACAUGUGGACAUUUACUAAAAUCAUCCAGGGAUCCGCUGAUCCUAUCAUACUGGAUGAAUCUUGGAAUGCGAUAAGAUGAAAAUACUGUUUAAUUUUAGUCUAGAGAGAAUUAGACCAGGUAACAUGUCACCAUUUACUAAAAUCAUCCAGGGAUCAGCUGAUCCCCUCAUACUGGAUGAAUCUUGGAAUGCGACAAGUUGAAAGUACUGUUUAAUUUUAGUCUAGAGAGAGUUAGACCAGGUAACAUGUGGACUCUUACUAAAAGAAGUGUAAAAUCUCUUGCCCAUUUUGAAAAAAUGCUUGAAAUCUCCCCAAAAACAAAAACAAAAAAUGUUUUUGUAAAAAAAUGCGCCAAGCAUAUAUUUCCAUGUUGUUCAUUUGAAAAAAAAACUCGUUGCACUCCGGGAGUGCAGACGGAAGUGAAAACUUGAACUUAUGGCGCGUUGGGCACUUUUUUGGGUGAGCAUUUUUAGGUGCGCUCGCGACAUGAGAAAUUGUACAUAAAAAAACAAGUUUAUCAAAGCAAUGUGGGCACUUUUUGAAUGGACAUGAAGUAUAAUAAUAUAGAAACUAUAUUCGAAGGAAGUGGUUUUAUUUAAAUGAGGAAAUAUUAGUAAAUAGUAAAUACAAAAUUUAUCAAUUCUCAUCCAUAAUUUCAACAACUCUUACAUCAUCAUUAUCAGCAUUUUCAUCAAAUUCUAAAACUGAAACAAUAGGUCUAUGGCAACUAAAGUGUGAAAUGAACAAUUUUGUUUCAAAUCUAUUUAUAUUUCUUGUGAAUACUGCAUCACUAGUAGUUUUGUAUUUUUUUGUGCUAAGAUUGCGAUCAUUGGACAUCGUUAAAUCAAAUUCUUCAUAUAAAACCGCAUCCAUUUUCAAGACAAAUCUAUAAUCAAAAAUAAAAAUGUAGAUUUUUUUAAAGGUAUAAUCGUAGCAUAUAUAUUUUUUCCGACCAUCCGAAUUUCCGAUCGUCGAUUCACGUCCCUAGUGAAAUUCUCUACUAAAUUAAGUAUAUUUUUGAUUUUUCAGGUUUUCCUACUUUUCCGGCUUUCCGAUAAUUUUUAAUUCUUAGCUGAAAUGAGCAUUCUGGUAAUUUUCCUAAUUCCCCAAAAUUUCGAGAUUUUCUGUAAUUUUGUAGAAAUUUGUCAACUUCAAACUUUAAAUGCAGCGCCUUUUUAAACGCUAGCGCCAAACUUGUAUUCUUUUAAUGUAACUGUUGCUAAAACAGGAAAUUGUUUCCCUAGCGGAAGACAGAAACAGCUCAUAUAUACCUAUGCGUAUACUAAUAGCAGUGAUGCCAGGCGGGGGCAAAAAUCCCGCGCGUGGGGGUUUCAUGCGCAAUUCCCUCGCGCAACUACUGUUGCGCAGUGGGGCAGUGGGACGUGUGGGUCCCGCAUCUGGCAUCACUGUAAAAUCUCAUCUGUCGCGAGUUCACGAGAAAAUGCUCACCCACAAAAGUGUCCAACGCGCCAUAAGAAGUUUUCACUUCAAAAAAAUUGAAAAAAAACUUAAAACAACAAUUACUUAAAAAUUGAAGCCACAAUUAUGGAAAUUUGAAAAAAAUACACAAAUAAAAAAAGAUG
Diachasmimorpha longicaudata is the source of this 2111-nucleotide messenger RNA. RefSeq lists its product as uncharacterized. NCBI's taxonomy places the organism in Eukaryota, Metazoa, Arthropoda, Insecta, Hymenoptera, Braconidae. The transcript has 2 exons. Bases 181 to 504 code for a protein of 107 amino acids. The record is from RefSeq and is a predicted model, not a curated record.